Molecule: messenger RNA, 712 nt
Organism: Lasiosphaeria miniovina
Lineage: Eukaryota; Fungi; Ascomycota; Sordariomycetes; Sordariales; Lasiosphaeriaceae
Exons: 4
Coding region: 1-600 (199 amino acids)
Source: RefSeq, a predicted model, not a curated record
AUGGUUUCCAUCCGCGGAGUCUUCACCUCAGCCGUCGCGCUCCUCGCCGUGCCAGCCCUCGCGGCCGUCACGCCCGCUGAGCUGGUCAAGAACCUCCAUCUACUAACCCAGCAGUCAAAAGCCCUGCAGGGCCCCGCGCAAAGCAUCAACCUCGUCAACACGCCGUUGAUUCUCAUCGGCCAGGGGCCGUACCCGAUCGUCAUUGCCGGGCUCAACAACAUGACGCAGACGGCGACGGCUGACAUCAGUACGAUGCAGGGCAGCGCGCCGGUCACGGCCAGCCCCGACGCCGUUGCCAUUGCGGGAGCUUUCAGAAACUUCGUACAAACACACGUAGGCCUCCUCAAAAUCUUGACAGGCAAGGCCGGGCUUCUCGAUAGAAUUCCGAUUGGCGAGCCAGUGGUCCAGACUCUGGAGGCGAACCAGAAUGUCCUUGACGCCGGCGGAUUGAGCCCCGUUGACUCGAUCCAGUCCGCGGCCGACCGGAACCAGAUUGCUGCUGACCGCAAGUCGCUUGAGUCGGCCUUUCAGGCGGCCAUCAGCGCCUACAGAGGCAUUGCUGGGCCGACCAAGCGCCAUGUCCGCGACCUCUCUGCGUAAACAGGAUAUGACGGGUUGGCAGCACUUGACACGAUCAGGGCCGUUCAAAGGCGAGGGCCCGGAGUGGAAGAGGGGGGAAGCAGUCGUAAUUUACGGACUUGGGCGUUGGAAG